AUGUUCAAUCUCAGCGGGAACCCCAAGGUCAUGGGCUCUGGACUCCUAGUUCUCAAUGCCCUCCGAGCUUUGACCUUGGCCACCCUGGGCAUUGUGAUGGCGUCGAGCUGGAUCAUGAUCGCCUUCUCCGCUAUCAACGGGCACUUUCAGUUUUUCGAUUCCGCCACUCACUUCUUCGUCUUCGUCGUUUCGGUCAUCCUCGCCCUUUCGGAACUAAAUAUCAAGUUCCUGAGAAGCUGGUUCAUAAUGAACUGGCCGGGGUUGAGCCCAGGCCAUUCGCUCAUAUGGCUUGGUGUCGUCCUGAUCGUUAUUGGCUGCCAAAUCAUGGGGGACCUCGUCAAGCCCGCCUACACGAUCGAAACGAUCGGAUUGACCUUCUGGCGACUCAUCCUCGCAGCGGGUAUUCUCGCGAUUACGUUCGGCUUCUUCAACAUCUUCGCCUCCCUCAUUUACCGCAGCCCCCAGAACGGCAUCUACGCCCGGGAUAUCCGCAGCAAGGGCAGUCUGGCAGAGCCGGCCUUCAACAGCAAGACCUUCUAUGAUGGAUACGCGGGAACAGACUACUCGUCCUCGCAUCGCGACAAUUUCUCCCAACGGGGUUACCCAAAGGAAGAAGAGGUGGAAGAGUCUUCGGCUGUGCGGCGUCUCACGAGAGUCUUCAACCCCAAGAACUUCCGCAAGUCUCGUAUCCAGAUCAGCAAGCCCAUUCCUCAGGAAGUGGACUUGGACUGCGAGCGCGGCAUGGACCGGGCGAGCCCGAUCCUCCCGGAGGUCCAGCGACCACCAACAGCGCUGCACCCGGCGCUGACGGGCGGCAGUCGUUACAGCGAGGCCCACAUGGACAGGUUCUGA
Messenger RNA from Canariomyces notabilis, 852 nucleotides. RefSeq lists its product as uncharacterized. The coding region runs from base 1 to 852 and encodes 283 amino acids. The transcript has a single exon. The record is from RefSeq and is a predicted model, not a curated record. NCBI's taxonomy places the organism in Eukaryota, Fungi, Ascomycota, Sordariomycetes, Sordariales, Chaetomiaceae.